UGGAUAGAAUGAGGUGAUAUCAUAUAUUGAAGCAUGUUUCUCCUUUCUGUGACAGACAUCAUCAGCUCUGAACCUGUGGAGGACAUAGACACCACCAGCUUCGUGGCAGAGUUUUCCCUGGAGGCCAAUUAUCCAGUGCAGGUGACCGAUCCUAAUGCAGAUGCUGUGACCCUCCACCUGACCUCCAUGACCUCUGGAUACCUGAGCCCCUCCUCAGACAGAAUACGACAGCCAGUUCAAGAUGGAGUCGAAGAAUGCAACUGCCCAACAUCUACUUCACCAGACUUCCCCAAAGAGCUGCAGUUACUGCACAGCCCUUGUGAAAAGUGCUGCUGCCCAGCCCCCCCUCCCAAGAUAAGUGACCUCAUGAACGACAAAGACCUCCUGGAUCUACUGCGGCUCAAGCUGGAUCCAAACCACUGCACCAUCAAAAACUGGAAGAACUUUGCUAGUCGCUGGGGGAUGAGCUACGAUGAACUGACCCUGCUGGAGCACCGGACCCAGGGCUCCCUGUCCCACAGCCCCACCCAGGAGUUCCUGCUGCGCUACAACCAGAAGACUGUCACGGAGCUCUCGGAGCUCUGCCGCCUGUACCAGCGCAUCGACGUGCUGCGGCUGCUGCAGCGCUGGAUGGAGAAGGACUGGCCCUCACGCUGGCAACAGGCUCAUUAGCCAGUGGGAUUUCCUCUUCUUUAUCAUAUUUGUUAUCAUUAGUAACUUUAGCAAGUGAUCUUAAGAAUCUUGAGAAUGAUUAAAAAAGUGACCAACACUGUCAACUACCUGUGGAGAAUGUCAGCUGCGAUGAGAAAUCUCUGGAUCUUACCGACAGUAAAGCACUUCAAAGACUGACUACUGAUGACCAGUUUGGCUUUUGAAACAUGUGUUGCUGUGUCAGCAACAUGGCCAAUCAGUCUGUUGCUCUGUAGGGUGCACCACACAUUUGGUCAAACUUGGUGAUCCCCAAUUUCUUUCUUUAGCGAUAUCAUCAUAUCAAAUGUGUUCAUACUUUGCUUUAAGUUAAAAUUCCUAUGCAACUUACAUUCCCUACAUUAUCACAGUUAUUAUGCUUGUGUGCUUAUAAGCAAAGGUUAGCACGCUAACAAACCCAUUUCAGAUGAUGAACACAAAUAAAUAAAUCAAAGUAAAUAUUAUCCUGCUAAACAGAUAGCAUGUUAGCAAGGUCAUCACAUGAAUGUUAGCAUGCUGAAGUUAGCAUUGAGCUCAAAGCCUGUUGUGCCUAAGUUCAGCCUCAAAGAGAAGCUGGCCCGGCUGAGCACUCUGAUGUGUGUCUGACUUUAUGUGUCUACAUAAACUCAGAAGGAAUGGCAGAGUAUUUAUUUUGUUUAAUAUAUGUUGUUCUUUGGAAAUAACACUCCAUUUUAACAGGAUCUAUGUCACAACCUUUGAGAAAUAAUCGUAUGGGCUCUGUCUCGUUUACCGUUAUUCCAUUGGUGGAAUGGAGCUAUGUGAACGAUUUCUCUACGAUUGAAAAGUUGUAUCACUCGCAUCAAUAAUUAUUAUUUCAUAAAUGUCAUCCUAUUUUUGGUCUAAUCCAAACAAUGUUCUCAAACCUUUUAAUUGUAAAAAGUGUGAACUAAAACAACAGUUGAAAGUGUUCAUGCUAACAUCAACGGCCUUUGGCAUUUAGUUUGUUCUUUUUUAAGAAACAACUGAUUUCUUAUUGUACUUUUUUUUCAGUAUGAAAUAAACACAUAUCAAACUCUUUAAAA
Molecule: messenger RNA, 1730 nt
Organism: Notothenia coriiceps (black rockcod)
Lineage: Eukaryota; Metazoa; Chordata; Actinopteri; Perciformes; Nototheniidae
Gene: edaradd
Product: EDAR-associated death domain
Exons: 5
Coding region: 34-672 (212 amino acids)
Biological process (GO): signal transduction
Molecular function (GO): protein binding
Source: RefSeq, a predicted model, not a curated record